GUCGUUUCCAUCUUCCUCCUGCGGCUCAACCACCGCAUUCUUUCCACACUGUUUUGGGGGAAAGCGGAGGAAUCAUCUUUCUCUCUCUGAUUCUCUCGACACCCUGUUCUUCUCAUGAAAACUCCGCCUUUCUUCAGCUUCGGAAAUCAGCGGCUCACCCACUGGGGAUUAUUAAACUGAUUUAUCUUCUUCAUCAUCAUCUGGAAGCAUGGCUGCUGUGUUCUUGAUGGGAACCUCUCCCCAGUAUCGAGGUCAUCCUAGACGGUUAUGUCUUGGUUGCUCUGUGGACUCCGUCGACUGCAAUUUCUAUCGUGUGACCGACUGACAGAUCAUGUUGGUUGCUUGGGGGUUCUGAAUCACUGCCGGGUUGUUCAAGAACUCGGGUUUUUGGGGAAAUUCUUGAGAGGCUUCUGUUUCAUGUGAGGAUGGCCCCCACUGGUAAUGGGAAUGGGCUGAAUGGCGAAAAGGAAAUGGAGGAAUCGGAUACCAGUGGAAGGAAUCUUUCAGUUCCUUUUAAUAUAUCAUCAUCUAGGAAAACACUGCUGACCAAUGAGACCCCGCAAUCUCACACGGGUUUCCAGGGUGCCUUGAGCACUCUUCCUGGCAGGUUAAACCUCCUGAAGUUUGGUUCUGCUUCCGCUAAAUUCCGGCAGUUAGCGGAGGAACGCGACAAGAUGUCACGUUCUGUGGCUUCCUCUAACAGCCACGGAAUCAGAGAGCGUAUUAUUGGGGUAUUCUCUCGGAAAAUCGACUGGGGCUCACUCCUCAAGAUGAGCAAGCAAUGGAUCCGAGACCCGAUGAACCUGGCCCUCUUCAUUUGGAUUGUCUGCGUCGCUGUGUCGGGUGCGAUACUUUUCCUUGUGAUGACUGGGAUGUUGAAUAAGGCUAUCCCCAAAAAGUCUGCGAGGAAUGCGUGGUUUGAAGUUAAUAACCAGAUCCUCAAUGCCCUUUUCACCCUCAUGUGUCUAUACCAACACCCAAAGAGGUUCUAUCACCUCGUGCUUUUAUGUAGAUGGAAGCCUGAGGAUAUCUCGAGGCUGAGGAAGAUCUACUGCAAGAAUGGGACCUACAAGCCACAUGAGUGGGCCCACAUGAUGGUGGUGGUGAUCUUGCUACACAUCAAUUGUUUUGCCCAGUACGCGCUGUGCGGCCUCAAUGUAGGGUACAAGAGGUCGGAACGACCAGCCUUUGGGGUUGGGAUUUGUAUCUCAGUUGCAAUUGGGGCCCCUGCUGUUGCAGGCUUAUACACCAUCAUCAGCCCGCUCGGGAAAGACUAUGUUUCUGAAUUUGACGAGGAGUCCCAACUAGAAGUUUCUUCCACUGGUCAGGCCCUAAGACGUAAAUCCUUAGAGAAGAGGUAUUCUUUUGCGUUGAGAGAGCAGGAUGAGCAGAGGAUCGUAGAGACUAGCCCAAGGUGGAGUGGAGGAAUACUUGAUUUCUGGAAUGAUAUAUCCAUAGCCUACCUCUCUCUAUUCUGUAGCUGCUGUGUCUUUGGAUGGAAUAUGGAAAGGCUCAGGUUUGGGAACAUGUAUGUUCAUAUAGCUACUUUUAUUCUGUUCUGUAUGGCUCCCUUUUGGAUAUUCAACUUAGCAGCUGUUAAUAUAGACAACGAGAUUGUUCGGGAAGUUCUGAGCGUGGCGGGAAUUCUCCUAUGCCUUUUUGGUCUUCUCUAUGGUGGAUUCUGGAGGAUUCAAAUGAGGAAGAGAUAUAAUUUACCACCUUAUAAGUUUUGUUUCGGUAAGCCUGCGGCAGCAGAUUGCGCCCUCUGGCUUUGCUGCUGCUGGUGCUCCCUUGCCCAGGAAGUGAGGACAAGCAAUUCGUAUGAUAUCAUGGAGGAGAAGUUCUGUGUCAAACGGGUGGUGGAGAAUGAUAAGGACAAGGAGGGCCAGGCAAUGUCCCCUCUACCUCGCGAGGAUCAAGUGAAGUCGGGGCCCAGCUCUCCGAGCCCAGGAAGAAUCUCAAUGGGGUAUUAUAGUCCAGAAGGAAAGCCCGCUGCAGGGAAAGAAGAGGCUGCUGUGGGAGGUAAGGACGAACCUAUGAGCCCCCCUGCUCCAUUAGUUAUUUGUAAGGAUUGACAAUUCGGCAAUAUUUUUAUCAUCCCUUAGAAUUUCUGUUUGUCCGUUUGGAAAAUAUUGUUUCAUGUUGUUUUUGUAAUGAGUCGUGGGUGUGACAAGAUGCGAUAAAAUUGCAGGAUAUGAAAUGUACACGAGUCACCUUUAUUUCGCAGGAUUCGUAUCGAUGUUGCUCAUGGGGCUUAUAGGAUCCAUAUAGUCAUUUAUAUACGAAUUUUCAAUUUCAUUCU
Punica granatum (pomegranate) is the source of this 2302-nucleotide messenger RNA. Lineage: Eukaryota; Viridiplantae; Streptophyta; Magnoliopsida; Myrtales; Lythraceae. The record is from RefSeq and is a predicted model, not a curated record.